UCUCUCUCCCUCGCUCUCGUGGGAGUGUUGAGAAAUGUUAUGAUUUUGGUCUUCAUUCUUAAUGGGAACACACUCUCUAUUUGACUUUGGUUUGUGGGUGUUGAGAGAGUAGCACAUUCAAUGGAGCUUUUUGUUGGGUGGAAAUGGAUUGAGUUGACCUCAGAUCUUCAAUUUGUUUGAUUGUUGCAAAGUGUCAUUCUUUUUUCUGAUUAAUAUCUUGGAUUGGUAGUGUAGCUUCAACUUGGUUAUCAAUCAUUUGUCAUUUAGAGGAAUCAGGUGAGUAGAAUCAGAAAUGUUGACUUGCAUAGCGUGUACAAAGCAGCUCAAUAAUGGAUCUCUUCGCCAAGAAGAAGAGGAAGAAGCAGUGCACACACCCAGCACCAAGCAAGCCAUCAAGGCUCUCACUGCUCAGAUCAAGGACAUGGCAGUGAAGGCUUCUGGGGCCUAUAAGAGUUGCAAGCCUUGUUCAGGGUCUUCAAAUGGUAACAGGAAUAGAAAGUAUGCAGAUUCUGAUAUGGCAUCAGAUUCAGCAAGGUUCAACUGGGCCUACCGCAGAACUGGGAGCUCCAAUUCAACCCCAAGGAUGUGGGGGAAGGAAAUGGAAGGUAAAGUGAAAGGGCUUUCCAGUGGUGAAGGAACACCAGCAUCAGUGAGUGGAAGAACUGAGUCAGUGGUGUUCAUGGAGGAGGAUGAGCCUAAGGAAUGGAUUGCACAAGUGGAGCCUGGUGUGCUUAUUACUUUUGUUUCAUUGCCUCAGGGUGGGAAUGAUCUGAAGAGAAUACGGUUCAGUCGUGAAAUGUUUAAUAAAUGGCAAGCACAGAGGUGGUGGGCAGAGAAUUAUGACAAAGUCAUGGAAUUGUACAAUGUUCAAAGGUUCAAUCAGCAAGCAGUUCCUCUUCCAACACCCCCUAGAUCUGAAGAUGAGAGCUCAAAGAUUGAAUCUUCUAGGGACAGUCCUGUCACUCCUCCACUCAGCAAAGAGCGUGCACCCCGUCAUUUUCACCACCCAAUGGGGAUGGGCUAUUCGUCCUCAGAUUCACUGGAUCACCACCAAAUGCAACCUCAUCCUUGCUAUGAAACAAGUGGUCUAGCGUCAACACCAAAGCUUUCCAACAUUGGCGCACCAAAGACUGAAAGAUCAUCCAUUGAUGGUUCGGUAAGGACAAGUUCAUCAGGAGAGGAAGAUCACUCGGGUGAGCUUUCAAUCAGCAAUGCCAGUGAUAUGGAAACUGAAUGGGUUGAACAGGAUGAACCAGGAGUAUACAUCACUAUCAGAGCACUGCCUGGUGGAACCAGGGAACUCAGGCGAGUCCGGUUCAGCCGAGAAAAGUUUGGAGAAAUGCAUGCCAGAUUGUGGUGGGAAGAAAACCGUGCUAGGAUACAAGAACAAUACUUGUGAUUGUGACUAUAGAAGAGCCUUUACACAGACAACUGCUUCUGCAGGCUAACACAGUACAACAUGAAAGCUUUACAACAGUAUUGUGCAUUCUAGAUCCAGUUACCUUCUAUCCAGUGGAUAAUUUGCAAGUAACUUCAACUUACGACUUUGUAGUUCACUUUAGCCGUGGAGAAACGCAUAUGUUG
Abrus precatorius (Indian licorice) is the source of this 1584-nucleotide messenger RNA. RefSeq names its product protein Brevis radix-like 2. The coding region runs from base 293 to 1399 and encodes 368 amino acids. The transcript has 5 exons. The record is from RefSeq and is a predicted model, not a curated record. NCBI's taxonomy places the organism in Eukaryota, Viridiplantae, Streptophyta, Magnoliopsida, Fabales, Fabaceae.